UUUUGUGUGCGGACAGAAGCACGAGUAGUGCGGUCGAUUCGGAGCUGAGAGAUGCGCAGGUGGCGAGGAAUGGGGGCGAGGAGGAGGUACAGCCAGCUGGGAGGUGGCAAAGAGGCUGAUGUGUUGCGGAGGUCUGAGUGGUACAUACCGGUGAGAUGGGAGAAGCCUUCGGCGGCGCAGGUGGCGAGUCACAGGCUGUUGUCUCAGGCUGGUUACAUAAAAAAGCAAAGUGCAGGGGUUUACGCAUAUUUACCGUUGGGCCAGAGGACGUUAGAGAAGGUGAUAGGGGUGAUUGACAGAGAAAUGAAAAAAAUAGGUGGUUUGAAGGUGUCCAUGCCGAAGAUGCAGGCCAAGUCUUUGUGGAUGAAGACAAAUCGCUGGGCGGACAUGGGCAAUGAAUUGGUAAGGGUCGUAGAUCGGAGGGGGGAUGAGUAUUGUAUGGCGCCUACUAGCGAGGAGGCGGUGACGUGGACGUUGAGCACGGACCUGUCGUCUGCGAGGCAAUUGCCCAUGAAGUUGUAUCAGAUAGGGGACAAAUACCGUGAUGAGGUGAGGCCGAGGUUCGGGCUCUUGCGCGCGAAAGAGUUUUUGAUGAAGGACAUGUAUUCUUUUGACGUGGAUGCGGAUGCGGCGAUGAAGGCUUAUUGGUGCAUUAUGAGGGGUUAUGAGGAAGUGAUGAGGAAGUUUGAAGUGCCGUACGUAAUAUCAGACGCGGACAGUGGAAAUAUUGGUGGGAAUUUGAGUCACGAGGUGCACAUUUUGAGCGACAUUGGAGAAGACACAUUGUUGAAGUGCGGGUGUGGGAACUAUUACGCGAACGUAGAGAAGGCGAUAGGUCGAAAGAAGGUGAGAGGGGGGGCGAUAAAAGCGAAUAGGGCAGAAGAGUACCAGGGGUUGAUUGAGUGGGAGCAGAUGUUGGAUUAUUUAUUAAAAAAGAGGGUGGAGUGGGGUCUGAAGUUGACUUUGUUUGAAUCCGACGGGCGAAUGGUGAUGACGUUGACGGACGGAAUUGUGAAUGAGUAUUCGGUGAGGGCGAUUGCUUCUUUAGGGAGAGGCACGACGUCGACAGAGGAAAUUGGACGGGACCAGUUGGAGAGGCUUCGGUUGCUCGCGUUUGAAGACAGGGCGAUGUUGAUAGAUACUGAGUUGGUGGAAGAGGGCAAUUCCGACGGUUUUUUGUCUCACCUGAAAUCUUUUUUUUUCGAGUUCAGAACGGUUCGGAUUCGAUUGGCCGAGCAGGGGGACCGGUGUCCCGGUCCCUCGGUGGUCAGCGGAUGCACUGACGAUGGCGUGCUGAAGGCGUGCAAGGGGAUUGAAACGGGUCACUUGUUUUAUUUGGGUACAAAGUACUCUGCGCGCUUUCAACUUACAGUGAACAGCGGGGGCGGCCGCGUGCCUGUUUGCAUGGGUUGUUACGGGAUUGGCGUGUCUAGAAUGGUUGCUGCGAUUGCCGAGGUUCAUCAUGAUGAUUUUGGGUUGAGGUGGCCGAACGCGGUUGCGCCUUUUUUGGUGGUGGUCGUUUCCGUGCCGGGGUUCGAGAAGGAUGCCCUUGAAGUCUACCGCCUGCUCAAUGCCAUUGAUUGUUUGAGCGGAGAGGUUAUUUUGGAUGACCGAGAGAGCGAGGGGCUUGGUUACAAGCUGAGAGAGGCCAGGUUGAUUGGCGUGCCAUAUCACUGCAUUGUGGGCGGGUGCAUUAGACAGGGACAGGUGCAAUUGGAGUCUAGGGUGUCUGGUGCGCGGGACCAGGUGAGCGUUGCGCGAAUCAGGGAAUACUUCGUUGACAGGAUUGCCUGAGCAGCGGGGUUUCAAGGGCGCGGGGUCUGGGCCUGUCACGGGGUGCUACAGAAUUUUUUCUUUUUUUUUUUAUUGUGUUUUAUCUUCGUUUGGUCGACGCGAUUGAGUUGAAUCCCAUGACACGCAGCAUUUCGUCUUGUUCGUCCUCUGCUGGUUCUGCGUCGGGAGAUUCGCUUAGUUUUCUCUGUUUGGGCGUUUUUUCGUCGUGGUUUUCUUCGGGCGGAGUGGGCUCGGCGACGCAGUUCAGCUCCUUCCUCAGAGCUCGGUAUCUGUUGAGUUCUUGGAGUUUCGUCCGCUUGCCGGAGUUGAGUCGUUCGAGGACCUCUGGGAGGGUGGAUUUUUUGGUGUAGAGGCUCACGCCCUGUUUUCGGAGGUGUUUCUUGCCGUUUUGGUGGUCGAUAUAGCUCGUGGAGUCUCGAAGCAGGACGUCGCACAGUUCGCAAUAAAAGCCGCCGCUGGAGCGGUCCUUGUCGUUGA
Messenger RNA from Schistocerca gregaria, 2271 nucleotides. RefSeq names its product probable proline--tRNA ligase, mitochondrial. The record is from RefSeq and is a predicted model, not a curated record. Lineage: Eukaryota; Metazoa; Arthropoda; Insecta; Orthoptera; Acrididae. Gene Ontology annotation, cellular component: mitochondrion; cytoplasm. Gene Ontology annotation, biological process: prolyl-tRNA aminoacylation. Gene Ontology annotation, molecular function: proline-tRNA ligase activity; ATP binding. The coding region runs from base 52 to 1794 and encodes 580 amino acids. The transcript has 3 exons.